UCUCUCUCUCUCUCUCUCUCUCUCUCUCUGUAGUCUGUAUGCUGUAUGUGUGCUGAUGGGGGGACUGGCGAAGGGCAGUUUUAGAGAUCUCAUGGGAGUUCUGAAAGACACAGCAUCACUGAGCAAAGCAGCUCUGCUAUCCAAGCCCAGCACCGUCGGUCUUCAAGUAGCAGUGCUGAGAGCCACCACACACGAGCCCUCAAAUCCUCCCAACGAGAAACAAAUCACAGCCCUUCUCUCCUUCGGGCACAGUUCUCGCCUUAUCGCCUCGGCCUGCAUCGAUGCCCUGAUGGGCCGUCUUCACCAGACUCGUAACUCCACAGUAGCACUCAAGUGUCUUAUCACCAUCCACCAUAUAAUCCGGCGUGGCUCUUUCAUCCUCCAAGACCAGCUGUCCAUCUAUCCUUCCACCGGUGGCCGCAACUACCUCAACCUCUCCAACUUCCGUGACAACGCCUCCCCUGAAUCCUGGGAAUUGUCUUCUUGGGUCAGAUGGUAUGCGACUUUCCUCGAACAGUUGUUGCUCACUUCUCGCGUUCUUGGUUUCCUCUUUUCGUCUGAUUCAGAUAAAGCAGAAGACAGAAACAAGAUAACAGCGCUUCUGAAUUAUGAUUUACUGAAAGAAGUAGGUGCUUUGGUGAGUGUGGUGGAAGAGAUCUGCAGAGCACCUGAGUCUCUGUUCGCCCAUGGAAACGGGUUAGUUCAUGAGGUGAUAUCAUUAGUGGGUGAAGAUUACCGAUCAGCACAGAAGGAAAUUUCGCUCCAGAUCGAUGAGUUACGACAGAGAGUGAAUUCAUUUACCUUCGAAGAAGCAAUGGAUUUGGUUCGAUUGUUGAAGAGAUUAGAGAAUUGUAGAGAGAAGGUAAUUGGGUUUUUGUUCAUGAAUAAGAAGAACACGAUGGUUGAUGUGUUUUGGGAUUCGAUUGGGGAAGUGAGAACGAAGAUUGGAUCUGUGAAGGAUUACGGAGAGAGGAAGUUGUUGUUGGGAGUGGAGAAGGUAGAGAAGGCGAGCGAGUCGGCUCGGUUCGGAGACCGAGUUUUGAGACUGGGUGACCCGGUACAUUUCUCAUCUACCAGAUUUUCUUUGGAUUUAGGUUCCGUUUCAAGUUUGAAUUCUGUUGACAAUCAGCGCAUGAAUCAUCAAUGAAUGACAAAGACUACAAU
Molecule: messenger RNA, 1164 nt
Organism: Telopea speciosissima
Lineage: Eukaryota; Viridiplantae; Streptophyta; Magnoliopsida; Proteales; Proteaceae
Product: putative clathrin assembly protein At4g40080
Exons: 1
Coding region: 56-1147 (363 amino acids)
Biological process (GO): vesicle budding from membrane; clathrin coat assembly; clathrin-dependent endocytosis
Cellular component (GO): clathrin-coated vesicle; clathrin-coated pit
Molecular function (GO): phosphatidylinositol-4,5-bisphosphate binding; clathrin heavy chain binding; 1-phosphatidylinositol binding
Source: RefSeq, a predicted model, not a curated record